Messenger RNA from Exophiala spinifera, 1491 nucleotides. RefSeq lists its product as uncharacterized. The record is from RefSeq and is a predicted model, not a curated record. Bases 1 to 1491 code for a protein of 496 amino acids. The transcript has a single exon. Lineage: Eukaryota; Fungi; Ascomycota; Eurotiomycetes; Chaetothyriales; Herpotrichiellaceae.
AUGGAUUUAUCUUCUCGACCUCCAUCGGCACACCGCAGACUCGCGACACCUCCACCACCGUCAAAAGCACUCCUAGAGCUGCAGAGACAAGGUUUAGAACUAGCAGCCUCCCGAUCUGAGAGCAGUUUGUACCUAGACGUGCGUCAGAAUCGAUCAGCAAAAUCUACGCCUUCCGACCGAGACAAACCUCUACCUCUUGAGCCUUUCGAGAAACGGCGAUCAUCCAGUGUUUACAGCAAUGAUACAACAAUUAGCAAUAUCAUUCGCAUGUAUAAUGGACAGCAGGAGUUGAUCGACACUCCAACCCUGCCACGAUUGCAUCAACCACAAGCAUAUCGAGAUACUAUAGCUCCGCUGCUCAUCAAACGGCUCAGUAUCAGUAAACCACCAUCACCCAACCCGCUAGAAACUCCCGGAGGGGGCGACAGCUCAUCUACUGCUUCAGUAAAGCCAAUACCUCUGUCACCAAACGAUGGCCCGAAGAGCAACAAGACGGCGCCCACGUUUCUCGAGUUUUCGCGAUCGCUUCGAGAGCGACGAAAAGAGUUGGACUCUGCCUUGUCUGCAUCACCACCGGAUCAUCACCAUCAAGUGGCGUAUAACACCUUGGCGCUUCCUUCACCUUAUGUGUCCUCGGUCGAGUUGUCCCUGUCUGUCUCCCAUACACCACCGCUCCCCGACGCCAUGUCCGGCAGCAUAUCGGAUGUCAAUGAUUCUGAUUUGCUUCCCCCUCCAGUGGAGUUUGGAGAUUCGAGACUUCCUAGUCCUGUGUCCGACGACUGGGACAAUCAGCCCUACACACGAAGUGUAAGCCCUGGAGAUACUGGCAUAGAGAGGUCACAACACGAGAGUCCUGAAAGCAGGUUGUCGAAGUCUUGGCUGGACGCAGAGUUUGUGCAGAGUCCUGUAUCUGCGUCAAACCGGCCGUGGGAGCGGACAAGUCUGGCUCCGAAAAUGCACUCGGGCGAGAGCAACUACGGAGACAUUAUUUCCGAUUCUGCUGGCAAGGGCCCUACCAUAAUCGAGAAUACUCAGCCCAUGAGGGAGUCAGAACGUAAUAGUGCGCGAUCGAGCCUGCAGCAAGGUGUUUCGAAUCUGUGGAGGGCGCUCUCUCUGUCCAGGCGAGGCGCGGCUUUGGAAGAUUAUCAUGAAGAAGAAGAACCACCACGGCAAAGACAAUUGGCGAAACCAGCAACACCUUACCAAGUUUAUGGCGCAGAAAUAUGGUCGAAAAAGAUGACAAAAAAGCAGAGGCAACAGCCGAAAAUGCAGCGCACCCGCAAAGCAGACGUGUCUACCGACUUGGGCCAGGCCUAUCAAAAUGGUCAGAGUCAGUUUGUUGGCGUCAUUGAGGGCGCAAGACGGAAGCUGACUAGACGGGCAUCUCAGAAGCGGCGAAGGAAAUUAAAGCAGAGUAUUGUGCUGGUUGGACCAACACGCACAGCCAGCACGGUUUCCUUCGUGGGUGACAAAGAAGAAUCUUGGAUCUAG